GCGUCAACCAACAUCGCAAACCCCUCCCGCGGCGGCAAAUUCAUUUGUUGGUCAUCUCGCCAUCUCCUGUCCAAGGCACACAGUUGACUGUCCAUCGAUAACAAGGGGGGGAGGGGAUAUCUGCAUACUCAUCCAGCUUUUCCCCUGCGUAAAUCCGUGACUCUGUCUCGGAUGAAUGGGGACACAGAGCCUCCUCCAUGGAUAAUAAUACGACCGCGCCGCCCGAGACUGCUUCGACGAGGAAGUCCACCAAGAAGCGCGUCAGGAACUUCUCCCCCGAAGACCGAGCCGCCCACCGCAUCUUCGAAAGGGGCCGCCGCGAGGCCUUCAAGGAGCGCCUGACGGAACUCGCGGGCCAGCUCCCCGGCCUCGCGGAAGCGGACCCCAGGCACCUCUCGAAGCACGUCGUCGUCGAUGAGAGCAUAGCCCGCCACAAGCUACUGGAGAGCCGCUGCGUCGAGGCGCUCCACGACAUCCAGUCCCUGGUGCGGGAGCGCGACGAGCUGCUGGCCGAGGUGAAUCUGUGGAGGCACGGCGCCGGUACCGCUCCGCGGCGGCCCAAGACCGUCUGCCGUGUUGAAGGGCUGGUCGAGACGGAGAAGGAGUCUCAGCGGCGCCCCUCGGCCGGUCAUGCGUGGAGGUGUUGGGAGCAAAAUGGGGGAUCGUCUGACGGCCGCAGCCAGGACAGGGCGGGACCGGAUGAAGUCACCAUCGAAGCAUCUCACAUCCCCCGGAUCCUCCCUGCGGAACCGGCUCUAGAACCCCAUGCCCUCUCACACUUGGACGGCCUCCUGCUGAACACGUCCUGGUCUGGACCUCCUCCUCCCCAGCUGCCUUCGACAACAGCCUUUCCCUCGGAGGCCCCUCCCAUGACGAUGUCGAACCUUCAUGUCCCGUUGGGGUCAAAUGCGGCAAUACCAGAAGACCCUCUAUCAGCAACUACUACAUCCAGUGCGGACGACUAUCGGAUCUUUGGCGACAUCGGUCUGCACCAACAGUUGCCGCUCCUGAACAUGGACUCCUUUCCUCCUCCUCCUCCUCCUCCUCCUCCUCCUCCUCCAGAUGCCGGGCUGUUUACCGAAUCCGUCGUCCCACUGUCGCCGGGGUACAUGGCCUCAACCGGUCUGAAUCACGGCGUAUCACUUCAACAGCACCAGCAAUGGGUCUCAUGGCACGGGUGAUCUACUUCAUAUUUCGACCCUGAGAAAUUCAGUCCAGCGUAAACAAACUACCGCAGCACUCCUACCCCCUCCCUAUCGACAUAGGAGUAAAGACCGACCCC
This is a messenger RNA of Colletotrichum destructivum, 1282 nucleotides long. RefSeq names its product Putative myc-type, basic helix-loop-helix (bHLH) domain-containing protein. The transcript is spliced from 2 exons. Gene Ontology annotation, molecular function: protein dimerization activity. The record is from RefSeq and is a predicted model, not a curated record. Bases 198 to 1181 code for a protein of 327 amino acids. NCBI's taxonomy places the organism in Eukaryota, Fungi, Ascomycota, Sordariomycetes, Glomerellales, Glomerellaceae.